Messenger RNA from Mytilinidion resinicola, 261 nucleotides. RefSeq lists its product as uncharacterized. NCBI's taxonomy places the organism in Eukaryota, Fungi, Ascomycota, Dothideomycetes, Mytilinidiales, Mytilinidiaceae. The transcript has a single exon. The annotation marks the transcript as partial. The record is from RefSeq and is a predicted model, not a curated record.
UGGAAUCUCUCGUUAACUGAUGGUGUCUACAGUGCCUACAGCGUCACCAGAGUCAUUGGCGGUCAAUUGAAGGACCUCAAACAGCGUGGUGCUCGCAGCCUUUGCCUAGGGGACAGCAUUCUCAUGGCGGUCAAGUGGAGGACCUCAAACAGCGUGGUGCUCGCAGCCAUCGACAACGCAAUGCCUGUAGGCGCCCAUCAGCACGCGAGGAAGCCCGAAGCUCCUGAAGGGAGAUGGUCACAGCCAGCAUGGUGGGGGUAA